Papaver somniferum (opium poppy) is the source of this 693-nucleotide messenger RNA. RefSeq lists its product as uncharacterized. The record is from RefSeq and is a predicted model, not a curated record. NCBI's taxonomy places the organism in Eukaryota, Viridiplantae, Streptophyta, Magnoliopsida, Ranunculales, Papaveraceae. Bases 1 to 693 code for a protein of 230 amino acids. The transcript has 2 exons.
AUGGCUUUGGUCCAAAUCCUAGCAGCACAAGUACCCAACAUCAAGUUUCGGCAUCUAUGUAGAAAAUACCUUAGGCAUGCUGAUGCCUUAGCAUACAUAUCGUCUAUGCUAAAGGAUGAAAGCGUUAAGGCCAUCAAGAUAACAAGAGUAUAUGAGCCUUCGAUCACUCCGCAACAAUCCUUCUCUACAAAUCGUGAAGACGAUGUAGGGGAGGAGAUCGCUGACGAUGAUGUAGGGAAAGAUAUCGCCGAUGACUUUGUCGAAGAUGAUAUAUCAUCAAGAGCAAACGAGGACGAAGACUUCAGCAACGAAGAGGACUGGAUAACCGAAGUUCAUAUUUUUCUUAAAGAAGGAACGCUUCCCGCAGACCUGAAGCAAGCUCGGAAAAUACAAUCAAAGGAAGGGAGAUACGAUCUUCGAGACGGAGUUAUUUACAAGAAAUCUUUCCUCGGUACCUUGUUACGUUGCUUAUCCAGAGGGGAAGGUUAUCGUAUCCUGAAGGACAUCCACUACGGAGACGCAGGAAACCACAGCGGGAUGAGAUUACUAGCCGACAAAGCUAAGAUGCAAGGAUAUUACUGGCCACAGAUGAUACAAGACCCGACUAGGAUGUCUAGAAGAUGUGAAGAAUGUUUGGCAUCCCCGCAGAAAUUGUCUCCGACAACGACAAGCAAUUACAAGGAAAGAACAUAG